AUGCCGACAUCUGCAAUUCAUAUAGUAGCUGUUCAAUUGAUCCAGGGACCAACAUAUAGCAGAGAACACAAAAUUGUCCCAGUUGUUCAGCAUCGCCAGACGGAAGACGGAAUUUCCAAAAUGAAUCAUUCGCAAAUAUUGCCCACGUCUUCAACGGCUUAUAACAGUUCGACCGAUGCAAACGCUGGAUACGAUUAUGAUGGACUUAUGGCGCACGCCGUCAUUCCUAUUUAUAGCACUGUAUUUACUGUGGGAUUAUGUGGUAACGUGCUUGUUGCAUGUGUUAUGAUGAAGUACAUCAAAUUGAAAACAGUUCCAAACGUCUUCAUUUUCAGUCUCGCUUUGGCAGAUCUUUUGAGUAUGAUGGGUAUUCCGUUGAUGGCGUAUGCUCUAGUAUCACCAAACUGGCAACUAGGGGGCGCUGUUUGUAAGAUUCUUCUCUCCGUAGACGGACUGAACCAAUUCACAGGAAUAUACAUACUGACUACCAUGACCCUUGACCGAUAUCUCGCCAUAGUUCACCCAAUGACUACAACUAAUAUUCGCACCCCGACCAAAGCAAAGUGGAUAACGUUAUUGGUGUGGCUCUUCUCGCUAUUAAUCGUCCUCCCCUUAUUCAUUUACUCAGAUGUUGUUGAGAUUAGUGAAAACCAAAACGUGUGCACUGUUAUCCUUCCUGGUAAUUUUAACAAACAGCAUUUCAUAUUCUAUACGUUUAUUUUGGGUUUUGUAGUCCCGUUAACGGUCAUCGUAAUCUCGUAUGCAUUAAUAAUGUCUGAUUUGUCGCUUAGCAACAAAAACAUCCUAUCAACCAUGCAGAACGCUUCUAAGAAAGUCAUCAAAAUGGUGAUAUUGUACGUGUCUCUGUUUGUCAUCUGCUGGCUACCUUUCUACGUCAUCCAGUUUGUCAACGGGUUUUUCAUGGUAAAGAGAGACCAACCGCCCAAAUCGUUUGCAGUACUGCAUUUUCUGAGUGUUUGUCUUAGCUAUGCUAACUGCGCCAUGAAUCCCUUCAUACAUACCAUAAUAGGGGAGUCUUUCAGAACGCAUUUCAAACGAAUGUUGAGGGAUGUCAGAGAGCCGUGUGCGACUGGUUACACUGGUCGUGGCACUUAUUCGUCUGCAUUGGGCACAUCUCGAGGAGCCAGACACGGUGAAAACAAAUACAGAAAUAAGGAUACUCUAUGCACAUGCGACACAUCCCUAUAA
This is a messenger RNA of Saccoglossus kowalevskii, 1209 nucleotides long. RefSeq names its product somatostatin receptor type 2-like. Gene Ontology annotation, molecular function: G protein-coupled opioid receptor activity; neuropeptide binding. NCBI's taxonomy places the organism in Eukaryota, Metazoa, Hemichordata, Enteropneusta, Harrimaniidae. Gene Ontology annotation, biological process: neuropeptide signaling pathway. Gene Ontology annotation, cellular component: plasma membrane; neuron projection. The record is from RefSeq and is a predicted model, not a curated record.